This is a messenger RNA of Orbilia oligospora ATCC 24927, 429 nucleotides long. RefSeq lists its product as uncharacterized. Lineage: Eukaryota; Fungi; Ascomycota; Orbiliomycetes; Orbiliales; Orbiliaceae. The transcript has a single exon. The record is from RefSeq and is a predicted model, not a curated record. Bases 1 to 429 code for a protein of 142 amino acids.
AUGGUCGCCCGACGCACAGGGACUGAGGUAGAUCCUCGGGAUACCGUGGUCCUCACACUAACAGAUUGCUUGUCCGGGCUACUGUUUCUUGACUGGGACCCGGCGCUUCGUUUCCCCGGGCUAGAUCUCCUUGAUCUAGGUUGCUUUGUCGAGGCGAGUCUCGAAAGGGGCUCUGCGAGUCUGCGGGAACUCAAAUCUACAUAUGAAGCCAACGGAGUGUCAUUUUGCGAAGUUAAGCUAAACCUCCGCUUGGUAGGUGAACCAGCACGCUUCGAAGGCGACAGCGAUUCUUGGAUGGUGAAUGAGGCCUCGAGUUGCUCAACCAUAACAACUUCAUGGAGGCCAUUGGACUCUUCCUCGGGCGGACGUAAGCCAUGUCGAUAUCUGCGGUGUCCAAAAACGGGACAUCGUGAAUCUAUUUGCGGAUAG